Molecule: messenger RNA, 4054 nt
Organism: Phyllostomus discolor (pale spear-nosed bat)
Lineage: Eukaryota; Metazoa; Chordata; Mammalia; Chiroptera; Phyllostomidae
Gene: SYTL3
Product: synaptotagmin like 3
Exons: 15
Coding region: 769-2604 (611 amino acids)
Biological process (GO): intracellular protein transport; exocytosis
Cellular component (GO): exocytic vesicle; plasma membrane
Molecular function (GO): small GTPase binding; neurexin family protein binding
Source: RefSeq, a predicted model, not a curated record
GAAACCCAGACCUCGGUAUGUCCAAUCCCUGGAGGCACAGACUCCAGACUAGGAAAAUCCAAGUUUGGGAAUUGAGGCUUUUAGAAACAUGGGAAGACCAAUUUAAUAAAAUUUAAAAUCGUAUUAUGUCACCAUGGGAGAAAAUGCAAACGCCUGUCCAUGGAGAACGUUCUGUCUUUUCUGAAAUAACGCUGCAGCCACUCUCGGGCCAGGGAAACGGACGCUGUUUUUAUUGUCUUUUCUACAGGCUGUGAGCUGCUGGGCUGGGCUGUCCCUGGCCUCCCUGGGGCCCUACACAUGCCCGAAGGGGAAGGUUACCUCCUGUGAGUCACCGGUCCUCUCCCCGUUGCUGUUCCCCAGGCCCCUCAGAUCGGAGGCCCCUUCUGCUCCGCAGCAGCGAUCCGUCUGGACCCAGGCAUCACUCGGAGCGAUCUCUGGCACAGCCUCAGAGGAAGACACGCUUUUGUUCCAGACGGAUGUCAGAGGCCGGGGCUGGGGCCCCGCCUGGUGAAGCCGCCUCCCGGGCGGCUUGAGGCUCUCGGAGCCUCCGACAGUGGGACAGGCGGCCUUUCGGGGUUCUCUCUGCUGAGCAGUGUGACACAGUGAAAAAAGGGAGGAAAGAGCCACAGGCCACACAGUUGCCAGGGAGAUAGGAGCAGAGUGCUGCUGGGCACGUGCGGUUGCGGCCGGACUCGGUGCCCAAACACAGGACGCAAGCGCGCGCCCAUGGAGUGAAAGGUCGCCUGGGGCCUCAGGAACCAGAGGGAAAUGGCCCAAGACGCCAGCCUGAGCUCCUUCCAGGAAUCGGAGUGGGAGGUGAUCCUCCCGGUCCUGUACCGGGACCGGGCCGUUCAGAACGUCGAGGAGGAGAGGAUACGGAAACUGAAGACGCGCCUGCAGCAGCUGCGGUGGAGAGGCGCCAAGAGAGGGGGCCAGGAGUACGCGGAGAAGUCGUGCGCCCGCUGCCGGCGCGCGCUGGGGCUGCUGCUGAACCGGGGGGCCGUGUGCCAGGGCUGCAGCCACCGCGUGUGCUCCGAGUGCCGCGUGUUCCCGGGCAGGACCCGCGUCUGGAGGUGCACCGUGUGCUACGAGGGCAGAAACGUGAGAAUCAAAACUGGAGAAUGGUUCUUUGAGGAACGAGCCAAGAAAUUUCCAACGGAAGGCAGACAGGAGACCGCGGGAGCAAGGCUCUUGCAAUCUUAUCAGGAACUGAGCAAAAUUUCCGUGGUUCCUCCCACCCCGCCUCCUCUCAGUGAGAGCUGGUGCAGCAGCAGCCCUGGCAGGCUGCAGGAACUCAGUCAGCCCAGGGGAUUCAAUAAGUCCGUGGAAAACUUGUUCCUGUCCGUCACCACCCACAUGAAAAAGCUGUCCAAGUCCCAGAACGAUGUGACCUCCGACAAGCAGCUCCUGAGCACGAGCCCCGAGCAGGGCACCGGCCGGCCGGAGAGGAGGAGCCAGUCGGACACCGCCAUCAAUGUCACGGCCAGGAAAAUCAGUGCGCCAGACAUCCUCCAAUCUCUCAGUCCAGAGAGUCCCAAACGCCCUGCUAACCCUGUUCUGAAGCAAGAGAAUCUCUUAUCCCAUCCAACACCUGGACCUUUAUUCUCAGGAGGCUCGAGACAGGGAAGUUUAAUUAGCAUUAAUAGCGCUUGCACAGAGAUCGGCAAUUUUGACAAUGCUGACGUCACCGGAGAAGUAGAGCUGGCCCUCCGAUACUGCUUCAAAACCCGUUCUCUGGAGGUCUGCAUCAAGUCCUGUAGGAACCUGGCGUACGGAGAGGAAAGGAAGAAGAAGUGCAAUCCGUACGUGAAGACCUAUCUGCUGCCUGACAGAUCGUCGCAGGGCAAGCGCAAGACGGGCGUCCAGAAGAACACGGUGGACCCGACCUUUCAGGAGACCUUGAAGUACCAGGUGGAGCCCGCCCAGCUGGCGACCCGGCGCCUGCAGGUGUCCGUGUGGCACCUGGGCACGCUCGCCCGGAGGGUGUUCCUCGGAGAAGUGAUCAUCCCUCUGGCCUCGUGGGACUUCGGAGACAGCACGACACAGGCCUUCCGCUGGCACCCGCUGCGGGCCAAGGCGGAGAAGCAUGAAGACAGCAGUUCUCCGAACCAUGGCGAACUCACGGUCCGGGCCAAGCUUGUGCUCCCUGCAGGGACCAGCAAGCUCCAGGAGGCUCAAGAAGGGACAGGAGAGGAGCCCUCGUGUGACGGUCAGCUGUGUCUGGUGGUGCUGGGAGCCCAGAAUCUGCCUGUGCGGUCCGAUGGCACCCUAAACUCCUUUGUUAAGGGCUGCCUCACUCUGCCGGACAAGCAGAAGCUGAGGCUGAAGUCCCCCGUCCUGAAGAAGCAGGCGUGUCCCCAGUGGAAGCACUCCUUUGUCUUCAACGGGGUGAGCCCUGCCCAGCUGAGGCAGUCCAGCCUGGAGCUGACCGUCUGGGACCAGGCUGCCUUCGGCGUGAGCGACCGCUUGCUGGGAGAGGCCAGGCUGGGUUCCAGGGAAGACCCCGCCGGCGGCGCUGGCUCGGGCUCACACUCCAAGCUUCAGUGGCAGAAGGUCCUUUCCAGCCCCAACCUGUGGACCGACAUGACACUUGUCCUGCACUGAAGCCCAGGUGCCGGUGAGCGGCGGGUCCUGGUGGCGGGCGCACGCACGGCUCGGCCGAAGCAUGGUGGCUGCGUGGCGGGGAAGGCCCUCUGGAGGGUGACACCUCUCCACCGGCAGCUCUGUGGUGCAGCUGGAAGGGCCUUCCAGAUCCCUCUGUGCCCGUGGAAGUUAGAGCAGUGAUCAGUGUUACCUGAGGAGUGUGGGAAGUGGCCCAAUUUCAAAUAAAUGUUGGUUACCACCGCUGCCUCCCAGCGUUUACCAAUCAGUGAAAACAGAGGCCCCGUGAUGUAGUUUCCGAGAAAAUAAAAAGCCUCCGCGUAUCUGAUCCCUCCCAUUCUACUGCAGAAGUUUCUGGAGGCAGGGCAGCCAGCCCCACGGAGACCUGGGGGGCAGACUCCCCUUGUGGGUGGGGCAGUUCUACGGGCCCCCAGAGGGACACCCAGCCCACGAGGCAUUGAGCUGGCAGGGGGUCACACCGCUGCGCCUCGCCGCUCACGUCUGCGGUGGGGGGUUCAUCCGCGCACACGGCACCUUUGCCAAAAACGACAGCGCCGAGCAGGCGAGGGAGGGAAUAAACAAGCAGAGCGGCAGCAGCGGGAGCCGACAGGCUCACGGUCCCCCAGGGGCAGAGCGGGUUCCUAUGGGGGCGCCAGCGAUCGAUCGCCAGGUCAGAGCGCGCCUGCAGGGUGGAGCCGGAAUCAGCAGCGCAUGCGCACUUUCCAAACCAGACGUGUGGACGGAAAACCGAACCGGCAGACCCGUUUCUCCGCACAAAGCGCCCGGAAAGUGUGCAAGGGCCCUUGUCACGGGUGUGGGCGCAGCAGCCGGCCAGCUUGCUGCCGCCCUCCCGUCGGAUCAGAUCGAGUGCCGUGGGGUUUUUCACAUGUACUUCUUUUAUUAUUCUGUAAAAGGUAACAAAAUAUACAGAACAAAACUUUUCCUCUUUUAAACUAAUGUUACAAACCCAUCUUGUUGCUUAUAUAUAAAUACUGUACUCUAAAGCUGAUCCUCAAUUAGGGAAGUCCAGCCAUGUCGCCUUCUAGCUGUGAGAAAACGGAAACCAAGAAAAGGGGGUCGAAGGGCGGCGCGCCCUCCCGCGGCGCUCGCCCCGGGCCACCGCAGGGUUUUGUCGGCGAGCGAGGGAACCGCCGUGCGCACGCGUGUGAGGGCGUUAGCCCCCGCGCGCACCCUCCGGGAACAGACACAUGCAGCGCAGCGUCCUUCGUAGAAUCAAGUACAGAUCAAUCAGUUUGAGCUAAUUUCAAAUACAGAAAAAAGUAUGGCACAGAAUAGAAGCCACGGUGCGGUUUUCUUUAAUUAUAGGGAAUCUCGUGUCGCGCAUGCCGGCAUGGGAUUUUUGUUACUCAGACUUCACAGGCAUCUCUCCCUCCUUAAUUCAGUCAGCCCUGCUCCAAGCACAAGACCAGAAGUGAUUCAGUAAUAACAACAA